AUGGCUGUGCCAACUGUGCGAGAUUGCAGAUUCCCUGCCUACGACCAGUUACGCCUAGAUCUAGUACUAGCUCAGAAGCAAGAGAACACGCCGUCAAUGCGGAAAGAUUCCACCGUCACCGCACAUUUCGAUCUUGCAAUGCCUGCCGAACAGCCAAAGUUCGAUGUUCUGGAGAGAGGCCAGGCUGUGAACGGUGUCGCAGAAGAGCAGCAAAAUGCGAAGAUGUCGAAUGUCUUUGAGAACGGCACCGCGGGUGCUGAAAAUCGGCAGCCGAGUCAACACAUGGCCGGUAUAUCACCUGGCUCGGCGGAGAGCAGAGAUAUUGGAGACACAGUAGACUCGUUGAGCUGGCUCUUUUCCACGACACUUCCAUCUUACAAUCGCACAUUACGUCUGGUCAAGACUUAUUUCAGGCUCAUACAUCCCCUUCGAUGCUUUGGCUUUAUCCACCGACCUUCAUGGAUGCAGUGUUUUGAAGAUCAGUCACAGAAAGAUCGUAACAACAAUGCAGUACUACUAAUGAUGUGCGCCCUGGGAGCAAAAUUCUAUGCCGUCGCAACACCCAAAUCUCAACGCCGGGGAGCGUCAUAUGCUCUCCGAGCUGGCACCCAAUGGGCACAAAGGGCGAAACAGUUGCUGUUUAUGAGCCUAAAUAGCCCCAACCCGGAGACCAUCAUGGCCGCGAUCCUACUACAUGAACACGAACUCCGCGUUGGAAACUACUCAUCCGCCUUUAUGAUAACCGGUCUCGCAGUUCGCUUGGUGCAGGGUUUGCAACUCAACGUGGAACCGAUGUCGGUCCAGCCUAGACCUGAAUCGAAAAUGGCACCAGAAACGUUUCUCGAAUCUUGCCGUCGAAUCAUGUGGAGUGUCUAUGUCAUGGAUUCCUGGGUCGGCAGUGGUGUAGAUGAACUUACCAUGAUUCACGAGAAGAACAUCAGAAUCCGGUUGCCAUCUGACGAGACCGACUUCACGCUCGAAACCACAAAAGCUACAACAGCACCUAUGUUCCCCCUGGAUGAACAGUCAAUCUCUCAAAGUGGCGAGUUGGAUGUCGCAGCGCAUUUUGUUCUGUUGCUGGGGUUGCGUAAAAAGGUCUUAAGACUUGUAAAACACCUCGACGAGUCACAGCCGCCAUGGUCCCAAGACUCCGAAUUCUCGCUCGUCUGCCAAUCUUUAAGCCAGUGGGCAGACUGUCUCCCGAAAAGUCUUCAGUUCGAUCGAUCAGCUAUUCAAAAGCGCAAAAUAUCCAACCAGCACGGCGCACUGAUGCUUCUCCAUCUGACUUACCACCAAACCAUGUGCGAUCUCACCCGUAUAGGCAUGCCUGAACUUUUCCGCAUCCGAGCACCUUUCCAGUUCCCCCCUGACAAGGCCGACUUUGUUGAGAGAGUUCAAAAUGCUUGCUUCGAUAACUGCAUUGCGGUGACGAAUGUUUUCAGGGAGGCACUGCAUCAUGGACUGGAAGGGUUUGCGGAUACAUGGCUUUGCGUAGUUGCUCAUGAUUCACUUCGCGUUGUGGUGCACUAUUUGAGCAAGAGAUUGGGAACGCCAGCAAGACAUGAAGAUAAUGUACUCCGGGACAUGACUGUUGAAGGUGUUGGUGCGAAUUUGAGGGUUCUGGAAAAGCUGAUUCCAUUGCAAGCUCUUGCGAAGCCAUUGCAUGCUUCGGCUUUAGCCACGAUAACAGCAGCAGGAAUUGAAGUUCCAUCAACAUUACCCGGAACCGUAGACGGAUCAGAACUGUCCAAUGAAGAGCCUGGCCCAAGAGCACCCAGUCCAGCGCCGCAUACACCAGAAUACGUCCUCAACCCUCUCGCCAUAUACCGCAUGGCUCGUCAAGACAUCCGCCAACACGAGAAGAAGCCCAGCGCAUCCAACGAAGAUCCUCCGCCAGAAACAGACCUACCGUCUCCUCAACAUGUUCCUCCUGCACCACCUAUAUCCUCUGACAUGGACAUCCUACAUGAAACCAAUGACGUGGCGCAAUCCGAAAUCGGCUACUACAACGGCCAGAUUCUCGAUGCGUUCGACCUACCCUUGAGUUUCGACGGACUUCAAGCAUACAUGAGCUUACCACCACUGUUGAGCCAGUACAGUGACAUGGGACUUGGCCGAGCAGAUGCUGAUGCAGGGUUUGGGUUUGGCGACUCAGCUCAGACAUCUGGUUUCGGGGCAUCAAAUUACAAUACAGGGGUAGGCGAGACUACCGACAUGCAGUACGGCGGACCUCACCAAGUUUGGAUGGGUUGA
This is a messenger RNA of Pochonia chlamydosporia 170, 2253 nucleotides long. Its product is annotated as fungal transcriptional regulatory protein. The transcript has 8 exons. Gene Ontology annotation, cellular component: nucleus. The record is from RefSeq and is a predicted model, not a curated record. The coding region runs from base 1 to 2253 and encodes 750 amino acids. NCBI's taxonomy places the organism in Eukaryota, Fungi, Ascomycota, Sordariomycetes, Hypocreales, Clavicipitaceae. Gene Ontology annotation, molecular function: DNA binding; zinc ion binding. Gene Ontology annotation, biological process: DNA-templated transcription.